Schistosoma turkestanicum is the source of this 384-nucleotide messenger RNA. Lineage: Eukaryota; Metazoa; Platyhelminthes; Trematoda; Strigeidida; Schistosomatidae. The record is from the annotation of a GenBank genome assembly.
AUGUCUUUUCAAAAAUCUUGGCGAUUAAAACGUUCGGUUAAGUAUUUCCGCUCUCCGUUAGCUGUUGACGAUAGCAAAGUUUCUAAAUCCAUCCUCAAACAGUUAAAUUUUAAACCGGUUACUAAGAUAUCAUUUCGUUUCAAUCCAUUACUACCGAAAACGGAGUCCAUUAGACGACUUUGUCAUAUACUCAGUGAACCGAAGUGGCUAACCUCCAAUAGUAAUUUGUUGAUUAGGACCAAUGUACUGUCAGAGAAUCGCCCUCCUGAAAUCGAGAUUUCAUAUGAUGGUGGUCAAGCCCUUAUUCUGAAGACAGAAAAUUUAAGUCUCCGAGAGACAAUAGAAAUCAUUAUUGCACAUACAGACACCAUUAUGAGCCAGUAG